AUUCGUCAAUAUGAAAUUUCUGUGUCUUCCCGGAGCGUAUGGAAGCGCCAAGAACUUUCAAGUUCAACUGGGUCCUUUCGUCACAGCAUCAGAGGAGAGAGGAAAUACGAAAUUCACCUGGACUCAGGGAACUCGCAAGGUCGAGCCUCCUCCUGGAUUUGAAGACUACUUUGGUGCUGGGCCGCUGUGGCGAUUCGUCGACUAUGACGGGAGCAGUACUUUCGACAUGCUGGAUGAGAUUCGAGAUUUUCCUGAGGGCUCCAACGCCGAGGAGAGGAUGCGGCUCCUGAUGGGCGAUGAGCCAGCUUACGCGACGUCCAGCGUUCAGGAGGCAAUCCGCAGGCUGCUCGACAUGAUCGAUGCCGAUCCUGAGAUCGAGGGCAUUCUGGGCUACUCCGAGGGCGCAACGACAGCUGCUACCCUCCUUCUGGAGGAGCGCAGGCUGUUGCAAGAAGGCGGCAGACUGCCAAGAAUCAAGCGUGCCAUUUUCUUUGCCGGAUGGCCGCCACUGUCCAUGGCGGGGGGCAAAAUACACGUCUUGCUCGCUGACCAAAGCCACGACAUCAUUGACAUCCCCACGCUCCACAUUAUCGGUUGCAACGACCCGUAUAUUGCGGGGGCCGUGGCGUUGUACAACAUGUGCGAUCAGGAGACCGCCGAGAUGUUUGACCACGGAAAGGGCCAUACUGUGCCAAGAGAUUCCAUGACCAUCCGUGAGCUCUGUGAUGCCAUCGAGCGGCUGAUUGCCCGGCCGGAGAAGGCAGGUGAUCCUCGCAGUGAGCUGGAAGACCUCAAGAUACUCAAGCCUGUCCAUGACCCGGUAGCGGGAGCCAUCUCCGCUCUUACAGGUGCUUAGUAACCCUGGCAAGUUAAAACCGAGAAGAACUAGUAAGAAAUGAUUGGCUGGUGGAGGAGCUUGGACUUUUCUCUUUGUUACAAUGUAGGCUUUCAGUUCUUAUUGGAUGCAGUAGGAGUAGUUACUUAGUAUGUACGACCUUUUGAAGCCAGCGUGGACUCUGCGUAAUUUAAGGAGAAGAAACUAUUUUUUCUUUUUUCCGAUGUCACAAUAAUAAGAAAGUUUG
This is a messenger RNA of Cryphonectria parasitica EP155, 1082 nucleotides long. RefSeq lists its product as uncharacterized. Gene Ontology annotation, cellular component: nucleus; cytoplasm. NCBI's taxonomy places the organism in Eukaryota, Fungi, Ascomycota, Sordariomycetes, Diaporthales, Cryphonectriaceae. The transcript has 4 exons. The record is from RefSeq and is a predicted model, not a curated record. The coding region runs from base 11 to 856 and encodes 281 amino acids.